Molecule: messenger RNA, 5759 nt
Organism: Anopheles stephensi (Asian malaria mosquito)
Lineage: Eukaryota; Metazoa; Arthropoda; Insecta; Diptera; Culicidae
Gene: l(2)gl
Product: lethal(2) giant larvae protein
Exons: 9
Coding region: 807-4523 (1238 amino acids)
Biological process (GO): regulation of Notch signaling pathway; establishment of spindle orientation; regulation of establishment or maintenance of cell polarity
Cellular component (GO): cytoplasm; cortical actin cytoskeleton; plasma membrane
Molecular function (GO): myosin II binding; GTPase activator activity; syntaxin binding
Source: RefSeq, a predicted model, not a curated record
AUUUUAUUUCUUGUAUUGCUGCCGAAGAGUAACUUUGCCCGUACGGAGUCUUUACUUACCAUACCAGCAUAAAUAAUUUGGCAUUCCGCCGUAUUCUUUUCCGUACACUCGGAUCGCAUGCUCGGUGCACGGAACGCUGCGGCAACACGGUUUGUGGUGUUCUUUAUACAAUUAGCGAAAGCGUGUUGAUUUACGUGCAGCUUGUUGUUACGCGUUGAUUUUUGGAAAUUGUGCCUUGUGAAACUUUAAGAUGCUAAAAGAUCAUUGAAAGCUGACUCAGCUCGUGCGACAUCAAUUCAGUAAGCUUCCUUUAGUGUGUAUUCGCAAACCGGGAACGACAUUACUUGAACUUAUCUUGGAGCUACGGACAUAUAGCAACGAUUUACAACGAACACAUAAUUCACGGUGUGCCUUUUUAUCAUUCUCUACUAAAAGUACAACUGGUAACCGGAGUACCAGCAACGACUAGUGACAAAAUCUAAAGUUUUAUAUACAAAUUCAGUAGAUCGUAAAGCUCACCUGAUAUAAACAACUCCAGCCUUGUUCAAUUACCCUGGUUCAUACGUUCGAUGUGAGGCAGGGGCAGAACACAGUGUAAAAGAAACUUGCAACAUAGAGAGUUCGGGUUGGAAAAUCCAAAGCUCUUCCCAAUCCAACGUGUGGUGUAGAAGCAGCAGUCGUGGAAGUGAAAAGAGUGUAAUCAAGGAAAGAGGCUAGAACCGACAGCAAAAUCGAAGUAUCGCAUCCAUCAUAGCCAAUUCUCGCUCAACGCAACACGCGCUGCCAACAGCAACGGUGGAAGCACAAUGCUGAAGUUUAUACGCGGAAAAGGCCAACAACCUUCGUCGGAACGGCAGAAGCUGCAGAAGGAACUGUUUGCAUUUCGUCGGACCGCUCAACAUGGCUUCCCACAUAAACCAUCGGCACUGGCGUACGAUCCGAAAAGUAAGCUUAUGGCCAUCGGUACCAACAGUGGCGUGAUCAAAGUGUUUGGCCGUCCCGGUGUGGAGUUCUACGGCCAGCAUACCUCGCCCAGCAACAAUCCGGCAGAUUUGAUCGUGCAGAUGCUCGAAUGGAUCCCGGGAACGGGUCGAUUGCUAUCGUUAACGGCCUCAAACCAGCUCGUUCUAUGGGAACCGGCAGGUACGCUGCUGGUUGCCAUCAAGAAUUUGGCGUUCGACGGCAAGCUGAAGAAGAUUUCGUCCCUCUGCUGCUCGUACAUGAAGGAUACCGUGUGGAUUGGUACCGAGGGCGGUAACGUGUAUCAGUUCGACGUGCGCAAUUUCAGCGUGAAAGAAUCCGUUAUCUACCACGAUGUGGUACUGGAGCAACUACCCACCUCGUACCGCUUAAAUCCGGGUGCGAUCGAAUCGGUAAAGCAGCUACCGAACAAUCAUAAUUUGCUGCUGAUUGCCUACAACCGUGGUCUCGCCGUCCUGUGGGAUCUCGAGAGUGCCAGUGUGAAGCAAUCGUUCAUAUCGCCCGGUCACGGACAGAGUGUGGGACUGUUCAUCGCGCAGGAUGCAACGCAGUUUACGUGGUAUCAUGCGGAUGGAUCGUUCGCUACCUGGGACUUGGACAGUCCGAUACCGCCGGAAAACCAGAAGUACGUCCCUUAUGGUCCAGAUCCGUGCAAGGCGAUCGAUCGAUUGAUCCGGGGGCAUCGCGGACGGUGCGAGCUGGUUGUGUUUUCCGGUGGCAUGCCUCGAUCCGCCUACGGCGAACAUCAGUGUGUGUCGGUUCACUGCAAGGAUGGUACGAAGGUAGCCUUCGAUUUUACCUCCAAAGUGAUCGACUUCUUUGUAACGUUCAACGACGUCCGACCGGAACAGGCGGAAGUGUUGGUUGUGUUGCUGGAGGAAGAGUUGGUUGCGUACGACUUGACCGACGAAACCCUGCCCCAGAUCAAUGCACCCUACCUUCACUCUCUGCAUGCGUCCGCCGUCACCUGCAACCAUCUGGUGUCGCAAGUUUCCCCGGACGUGUAUGCCAAGAUCAAGCUGGCAGGAGAGCUGCAGAUGGCCGAGUAUAGUUGCAAAGUAUGGCCCAUUACCGGAGGCAUUCUGCCCAAUGAACCGGCGGAUGAUGACGAUCAGCCGAUGGAACGUGACGUACUGAUUACUGGGCAUGAAGAUGGGUCGGUGAAGUUUUGGGACUGCUCGGAAGUGUGCCUAACGCCGCUGUUGCACGUCAAAACGGCACCGCUCUUCAACAACAGCGACGAUUUCGACAGUAAUCUGAACGCAUCAACCGAACAGUUGGAUGAUGGCGAACCUCCGUUCCGUAAGGCUGGCCAGUUCGAUCCGUAUUCGGACGAUCCUCGGCUAGCCGUGAAGAAGGUGCAACUGUGUCCGCAGACGGGCACGCUCGUUAUCGCUGGCACCGCUGGUAAUGUGGUAAUGGCCAACUUUGAAGCGUCGCCGCACGAUGGGUCCGACGACACACCGACACACGGACCAUUGAAGAUGACUACGAUGAAUUUGGUCAGCGAUCGUGAUGGAUUCGUUUGGAAGGGUCACGACCAGUUGAAGGUAAAGCGAACGCUGCUGGAGGAAAAUGCGCCCAUCAUGGAAGGAGUGAAUUUUGUGGGUGUGCUGCAAGUACUGCCGCCGGCUGCCAUCACCUGCAUCGCCAUGCAGAGCAAAUGGUCGCUAGUUGCAGCCGGAACGGCCCACGGUCUCGUGCUGUUCGACUACAACAAUCUGUCUCCGGUGCUGCACAAAUGCACGCUCAAUCCGAACGAUCUUACCGGUGCUGGCGAAACGCUUUCCCGUCGGAAGUCUUUCAAAAAGACUUUGCGCGAAUCCUUCCGCCGGUUGCGCAAGGGCCGUUCGACAAGAAACAAUCCGAAUGCGGCCGGUGGUGCAGGUGGUGGGCAGCACGCACAGUCGGCAGCCGAAACACGGCCAGUCGAGCGUCAGAUCGAGGCACGCCCGGUCGACGACGGUAUGGGAUCGAUGGUGCGCUGCCUAACCUUUGCGCAAACGUUCAUCACCAACCAGAACGUGUACAUUCCUACACUGUGGGCCGGUACAAACUCCAGCUGCGUGUCGGUAUUUGUGUUGAAUCUGCCGCCGAAACAACCCGCAGCUACCGGGGAAAAUGGAGCGGAUGAGCCGGUACCGCAAGGGCCACCGGUAACGGGUAAACUGGCCAAGGAAAUUCAAAUGAAGCAUCGUGCACCAAUUAUAGGAAUUGCUGUGGUUGACAGCAAUGGCGUUCCGUUGGAGUUCCAGAACGUACCUGGGCCGGCCCCGCAUCGCGUGCUGAUUGCAUCAGAAGAACAGUUUAAAAUCUUCUCAUUGCCGCAGCUGAAACCGGUCAACAAGUACAAGCUGACGGCUCACGAAGGCGCACGUGUACGGCGUAUAGCGUUCGCCACCUUCAUGUGCACCGUUCCGACCUCUUCUGUGGUGCACGCGAGUCCUCCGAAGGCGACCGCCGCGUCUAAACCGGCCACAUCUCCGCAGCCAGCAGAACAACCGUCAUCCCCCGACAGCAACACUUCAACGACAGCGAUCAACGAAAACAACACAUCCAACGUGGGAUCGGACGUGACGACACAUUACGAAAUAAGUCUGCUGUGCUUGACCAAUCUGGGCGAUUGUCUUGUGUUGACCGUUCCGGAGCUCCGGCGUCAGCUUAAUUCCGCCGCAGUGCGCCGGGAAGAUAUCAAUGGCAUUUCAUCGCUGUGCUUCACAAGCCACGGUGAGGCAUUGUACAUGAUGUCCUCCUCCGAGGUGCAGCGCAUCAGUCUGUCGGCAACGAAGAUUGUCGCACCGAAUGGUAUGAUCGAGGUUGAAGAUUGGUCAACGCCGAUCGAAAACGCGGCCACGAACGAGGACGAUAACGAUCCGGAGCAGGAUGUAGACAAACAGGAAGUUUCGUCCGAGCGGGAAGUGGACAAUAGCGCGUCGGGUUCCGUUGCUGCAGCGAAAAGUGAACAGUCAGUUGCGGGCGAUAAGGUGACCGGUAGUGCGACGGCUCUUACAAAUGGCACAUCGAACCCGAGACUAAGCAAUGGCGUUGCUGCCAACGGGGAUGAAUCAGCAUCACCGAACAAAGCGAACGAAACGAUCACCAGCUCCAUCGGCGACAUAACGAUCGACUCCGUGCGCGAUCAUUUGAAUGCGACCACGACGACCCUUUGCUCUACCACGACCGAGGAGAUUGUCGGUCGACUAUCCGUACUGAGCACGCACACGAGCCAAUCUUCGUCCACUGCCAAGAACAGUGAAGUGUUGAGCCUGAAUUCAUCGAACAUUACCAACCUGAAGGGAAUCGGCGAUACAACGGAGAAAACGUCCAACUCGGCCAUCAUAAAAUCCAUAAUCACAACCGUACGGCACGGUACGAACGUAACGAACGGUGAAGCGAAAGAAUCGAACAACCGAACGUCCUCGACCACAACCACCAGCACGACAACCAGCACGUCUGUGAACGGCAACGAAUCAGUCCCACCGCCGCUACCGACCACGGCACCACCAUUUAUCACCGUGCUCAGGAAAGAGAGCCAAUUCUAGGCGAGCGCUUUCGACCUCUUCUUUCCCUAACACUUUGUUAAAGACGCGAACAGGACACAGUAUUUAGCGUGUGUGUACUGAAAUGCGCUAGUAUUCCGAAAAGGGGCUGUUACGAACGGUAGCUUAGUAUAUAAACACAUACACACACACACACACACACAAGUAUUAACCGACGAUGAGAAGCAUUUGCUUGUAAAGAAGGCAGAAGGGGCCAGAAAGGGAAGCAGAAGACGCGUCACCAAUUUUGCCUUUUCCACACCACGCCACGCCGCCUGUUGUGGAACCAAACAGUGAAGUGAACAUCCGAAGACGAAGCUGAACCUUUACUAAGAAGUAAGAAAUGAUUUUUUUUUGCUACUAUCCCCUUCGUAUUGCAGGUUAUUAUAGUUUAGCGCUGGCGAAACAGAUCCUUCCUCGUCUGGCCCAGCGUUACGAUACGAAGAGACGAAGGCGUAUUGUAUUAGAUGUAUGCUUACUUGCAAGUUAAGUUUUUAGUGGAUGAUGAACAUAUUUUCAGCAUGUAUAAGCGAUCGCUCUUGAUCGUGCCGUUGGCCCAAGUUGAGCGCCGAAGCGUUCGAAAUUAAUGUGCGCAAACAUGUCACUUUUUUCACAAGCUUUAUCAUUGCUUUAUCUGUUGGUUUUGCUGUACAUCAAUCGAUCACGGAGCGAAGCGUAACGCGGCCUUAGCAAACAGUGGCAGAGUAAAUGAUAGAUUUCUUAACGUAACGAACGGUAAGGGUAACAUUUCUUAAAUCUUAUUAGCAGCAGCGCGGAUGGACGUGGUUCCAAUCAUGCCAAACUUUACAGGAACGGAACUUUACAGCCGGUAGCACACACAUGAUUUUUCCUUCCAACCGGUAGCGAUUCGCGUUCCGUCUUCGGUUCUCAGUACAUAAAAUGGACGAUGUUACUAAUGUUGCUGCAUGUCUUUGGUAAUUUAGCGUAGAAAAGGAUAGGUAGAUGGAUGAGAAGCUUAUAAAAGAGCUGUUUACACUGCAGCAUCCUGUUAAACAAAAAAAAAAUGGCGCAGAGCAUUUUAAACCUUACAACUGGUUGGUUGAAUUUUAUACUUUUAAAACACGAAAAAUUAUAUGAACGAUUGAUUUAUAUAUAUAUAUAUACUUCUUUUUUCUAUUUUUAAGCAACAACAAAAAAACAACAGACCGUUUUUUCGAAAGCAGAAUAUUACAUGUGUCUAUUUUAAUCGCGUGGAAACAUGGACGUAUUCGAUGAUAA